Molecule: messenger RNA, 824 nt
Organism: Odontomachus brunneus
Lineage: Eukaryota; Metazoa; Arthropoda; Insecta; Hymenoptera; Formicidae
Product: V-type proton ATPase subunit D-like
Exons: 2
Coding region: 6-722 (238 amino acids)
Cellular component (GO): proton-transporting V-type ATPase complex
Molecular function (GO): proton-transporting ATPase activity, rotational mechanism
Source: RefSeq, a predicted model, not a curated record
ACCUCAUGGAAGUCGUGAACAGAUUAGCGGUCUUUCCAACAUCCAGCUCGCAAUUGAAUGUAAAAUGCCGCUUGACCUGCGCACGCAGGGGUCGCGAUUUACUCGAGAAGAAGGUCGAUGGUCUUUCGAUUCGUUUUCGCGCAAUUCUAUCACGUUUGCUCGAAACCAAGCCGCAGCUCGGCGAAGUCAUGAGAAACGCGGUCUUCUCGCUGGCCCAAGUUAAUUACGUGACAGGUGGUAUAAACGACCUGGUAUUACAGACGGUCGACACGGCUAGCACGAAAAUUCAAUCCCGUCAGGAAAUCAUCGGUGGAGUUCGAUUGCGGACUUAUGAGCCCCUCUAUGCCGGUUCUGAUGCCUUUGAACUCGCUGGUCUGGCCAGAGGCGGUCAACAAGUGACUAAACUAAAGAAGAAUUAUGGCAAGGCGAUCGAGCUGCUUAUGGAACUGGCGUCAUUGCAACACAAUUUCCAGGUCCUCGAUCAAGUGAUUAAGACAACUAAACGUCGCGUGAAUGCUCUUCGACACAUUGUCAUACCUCGAUUAGAACGGACUCUCGCGUACGUAGCUACCGAGCUCGACGAGUACGAACGAGAAGAAUUUUAUCGGCUCAAAAAAGUGCGAGAACAAAAACUGAAGCGAAGUAAGAUGAUUUCACUUGACCGCGCGACACAAGAUACAAAUUCUAUCUUCGAUAACGCAGACGAAGAUCUUCUCUUUUAACAACAUCGCAGAACACGCGAUAACACGUCAAAAGAACGCAAUACAGCCUCAAGUAAAUACAAGCUUUCAAUUUUAAUCGAUCGCAUAAAUUCUUUAUAAAGA